Onthophagus taurus is the source of this 1600-nucleotide messenger RNA. RefSeq names its product O-fucosyltransferase 2 (gene O-fut2). Gene Ontology annotation, biological process: protein O-linked glycosylation via fucose. NCBI's taxonomy places the organism in Eukaryota, Metazoa, Arthropoda, Insecta, Coleoptera, Scarabaeidae. The record is from RefSeq and is a predicted model, not a curated record. Gene Ontology annotation, molecular function: peptide-O-fucosyltransferase activity.
UUAUGUUGCUUUUAAAAACUUAACCUUAAAACGAUGUUAAUUUUUUCAAAAAUUAUUUUAUUUUUCUUGUUUUUUACAACAUCAACCUUACAAAUCGAAGAAUAUUGUGAAAUAGAUGAUAUGGUUUGCAAAGGUGCAAGUUUUAAACAAAACUACAGGUAUUUAUUUUAUGAUGUGAACCCUCCGGAAGGAUUUAAUCUUCGUAGAGAUGUUUAUAUGAGAUAUGCAAUAUGGGCGCAUAAAUUAGUGUUAAAUUCAAGAUUGGAGUAUCAUAAAUAUGUAAAAUUGGUGUUACCUCCGUGGUCGAGGCUGUAUCAUUGGAGAUAUAGUGAAAAACCUGAGUUGAAACCUUGGUCGUAUUAUUUUGAUUUAGAAAGUUUGCAAAAAUUUGCUCCGGUUAUAGAAAUGUAUCAGUUUUUUGAUGAUGUUAAGAAAACAGGAAGUAAUAAAGUAUUAAUUGAUGAAGUUUAUAUUUUACAACAUUAUGAGGAUAUGUUUCAAAGCGGAAAAUUCAUUGAAAAAAUGUCUAUAGAAAAAUGUAAUGAGCCAGUAGAUCCUAACUACUUUUAUUACAAAAAUAUCACAUCAAAUAAUGUUAAAUGUUUAUCAUUCCAUGGUUUUACUGAUCAACUUACAAAUUUAUUUGAAACUUCCUCUUCAAAGACAUUUUUAUUUAUUCAUGGUGAAGUAGUUUUACAUAGUAAUUUUGGAGAUAAACUAUAUUGGAAAUGUAGACGAAGUAUGAGAUUUAAUAAACACUUAAUAAACAUAGCAAACGAAUUUAGAAACAAAAAUUUAAACUCUACUGAUGUAUCAGAUAAGACUGAAUUACCAGAAGACUGGAAAGAAGAAAAACCCCGAAGAACCGCUUUAGGUGGUCCAUAUUUGUCAGUUCAUUUACGCCGGGGCGAUUUUGUUAGAGCUAGGCCCAAAGAUACACCAACGAUUUCCCACGCAGCGAAACAAAUUAAAAAUCGAUUAAUCGAUCUGUCUAUUAAUAAGGUUUUUGUGGCAACCGACGCAAAAAUUAAUGAAAUUAAUGAGUUAAAAUCUAUUUUGGAAUCUGAUGGAUUUCAAGUUUUAUUAUUUGAGCCUAAUAAAAAUGUUUUACAAAAAUUUGGUGAUGGCGGGGUCGCCAUUAUUGAACAAAUUAUUUGUUCUUAUUCAAGGUAUUUUAUUGGUACUUAUGAAAGUACUUUUUCAUUUAGAAUCCAGGAAGAAAGAGAAAUUAUUGGAUUUCCUGUUGAAAGUACUUUUAAUAGGUUUUGUGGCGGUGAUAGUUUUGAAUGUGAACCACCUUCUAAAUGGAAAAUUGUUUAUUAAUAUUAUUUGAAUAAAUAAUAACAUAAUUUUUAAAUUAUAUAGAAUAUUUUUAUCUCAACAAUUAUAAUAAUAUCAUAGAUAGAAAUUAUUAAGUUGAAAGAAACCUAUGACAAUGUUAUAGUUGUAUACAGCGUGUUCUGAUAAUAUGUAACUGAUCUAAAAUUCAACACAACACAAAGUUGUGUCAACACAACAAAAUUCUAUGGCUUUUUAAUAAAAAAUAACUUUGGCUGAGAAAUGAGGUUUUAAAAAUCUUGGUGAAAUUUGCCAAAAAACU